Messenger RNA from Xylaria bambusicola, 1669 nucleotides. Its product is annotated as NAD(P)-binding protein. The coding region runs from base 302 to 1432 and encodes 376 amino acids. The record is from RefSeq and is a predicted model, not a curated record. NCBI's taxonomy places the organism in Eukaryota, Fungi, Ascomycota, Sordariomycetes, Xylariales, Xylariaceae. The transcript is spliced from 3 exons.
AACGCUUUCUUCUUGCAAAGGUAUCAAAUAAAUUAUUACAACAUUCUGUGUCGACUGUGAGCUGCGACACUCGCCGUAUCUGUCUUCGCUGCUCCCCUACAUACUACGCCAACUGCGCGUGCUGUCGUAGUUCUGCGACUGUUGUCGCUCGACUCGCUUGAACUUCACUUGGCACAACUCCAGCCCCUCUCGCUCCCACUCCCGGGCCCCAUAUUGCGCCGCGCAUAGCUUAUCAGCAAUCUGAAGUCAUCACUUCGCUGCAGCUCAACGGCACUGUUUCGCAUUAUUUAUCGCUUCCACUAUGGCUUCCGAAAAGCCGUCCGUUCUAAUAAUCGGCGGUCUGGGUUACAUUGGGCGGUUCCUGGCUAAACAUGUUCAUGACAACAACCUAGCGUCUGAGUUGCGACUGGUUGACAAAGUGCUCCCUCAGCUAGCAUGGUUAGCCCCCGAAUUUGAGACGGCGUGCUCAGCGGCAAAUUUCGUGCAAGCUGAUGCCAGCAGAGAACAAGCCCUCGCCCGCAUAUUCGACAGACCCGACGGAAAGCAAUGGGAUUACGUUUUCAACUGUGGCGGCGAGACGAGGUAUUCUCAAGAGGAUGAGGUCUAUAAAGUCCGGUCCUUGGGCUUGGCGCUAGCAGUUGGCAAAGAGGCGGCGAAACGAGGCGUAAAGUGCUUCGUAGAGUUAAGUACGGGCAUGGUUUACAAGCCAAAUUCGUCACCCAGCAAAGAAGGCGAUAAGCUUAAGCCGUGGAGCAAGAUCGCUACCUACAAAGCUCAAGCUGAGCAAGAAUUGGCUAAGAUUGAGGGGCUGAAUCUUGUUAUUGUACGAUUACCCCACGUAUACGGCCCCUAUGCGUCGCAAUGGGUUGCGACCGCCCUCUGCUUAGCCCGCGUAUAUCAGGCCCUCGAAGAAGAGAUGAAAUACUUGUGGACAAAAGAUUUGCGUACCAACACGGUCCAUAUCGACGAUGUCACGCGAGCGCUGUGGUCUGUGGUUUCAUGGUACGACUCUGGUAAACCCAACUGGGACGCCAAAACGAUGGGCAAUAUCCCGAUCUUCAACGUGGUUGACAAAGGGGUCACGACGCAGGGCAAAGUAGCCGGCAUUGUGGAUGAGAUAUUUGGUAUCAAGGGAGAAUUCCAAGGCCAACUUUUGAGUAACUUUGCGCGUCUGAACAUGGACAGCGUGGUGGACGAUAUCAACGACGAUGUGCUUGGUCCUUGGGCAGAUCUUCUUGCCGAAGCCGGAAUCACGAGACCGGGCCCGUUAACUCCCUUUAUGGAAAAGGAGCUCCUGAAGGACACGGAUCUCAGUAUGGAUGGUAGUCGACUCGAGACAGUUGUCGGGUUCCAGUACCAGAAGCCUGUUCUCACCAAGGAUCUUGUACUGGAAGUCAUUGACAGUUACAAGAGGAUGAAAUGGUGGCCGUAAACUGGACACAGGGUUGCAGAGUUAUGUUGACGACAACGACAGUUCUGCUCUUACACCGCGACUUCAGGUACUCCUGAUGAGAGGAUCUAGACACGCCCUCCGGGGCUGCGACGAAGUAUAUUCAACAAACGACUCGACGACUGGACGGCCUACGUUUCCAUAUCGGAUAGACUUUGGCGGCUCCUUACUCUUUUUCAUGGUUUACAUCUUCCCUUGUCAUGCCCUGUUUUAAAUGGA